AUGUGCGACGAACGCGCAAACCAACGCUAUCAACCCUCCACCCCUCUUGCGCCGCCCUCUCCCUUCCUCCCCCAUCCCCCUCUCCCCUUCCCCCCAUCUCCCCCCACAAACCCUUUUCAAUCUUCCCCCUAUCCGCUCCCAUUUACCCCUUCCCCCUAUCCGUCCCCCGACCUCCCCGCAGCUCCAGGCGAUUGCGGGGGCGGAAUCCCAGAUCGGGGGAAUGGGGAGAAGAAGGCGGGAGAGGAGAGGGAAGAGGAGACGGAGGAGGGGAAUGGGGAGGGAGGGAGGGAAAAAGCGGAAGGAGGAGGGGGGAAGGGCGGGGCCGUGAGGAGUCUGCUGGGCCAAUCAUGUCGCUGCUUGAUGACAGAGCAGACGUUUGCCUGCCUGGUGGCGGCGUGUGAGAGCUCGGAUCCGCAGCUGUCGAACCCCAUCCUGCUCAAGACAGUGCGACGAGCGCGCCCCCUGUACGCCAUAGUGCAUCGCACAGACGAGGGCCUGGUGGUUGACAUAGGGCCGUGCGUGGGAGGGGGAGGGGAGGAGUGGGCUUUUGUGACAGGCAGGCAGCUAGAAUUCUUCUUUCACUUCACCUCGGCCAUUCCACCCCCCUCCCCCACCUUCCUCACCCCCCAUCAGCGCGCCCCCUCCCACCCCCUGUACGCCAUAGUGCAUCGCACUGACGAGGGCCUGGUGGUUGACAUAGAGCCGUGCGUGGGAGGGGAGGAGUGGGCUGGGAGGUGGAAGAAGAAGAAGGGAGGGAAGGCGGCGGCACGUGCGAGUGAGGCACGAGGGAAAGUCGAGGUGGGGAGUGUGGGGGAAUCAGGAGGAAAGGCAGGUAGCGGUAUAGAGGAUGCGUCUGGAAAGGGUGGGGAGGGGAAGGACGGAGUAGUUUCGUGGAGGUGUUUGAAUGGGUAUGCGCAGGGUGGUGGUGGAGAUGAGAGCUGUCAGAAGGAAGGGGAGAAGCCGGAGAAAGGAGAGGAGGAAGAGAAGAAAGGGGAGAAGGAGGAGAAGGGAGGGGAAGAGGAAGAGGAAGAGAAGCAAGGGGAGGAGGGAAAGAAAGGGGAGGAGAAGGAACAGGAUGAGGAGGAGGAAGAGGAGGAGGAGGAAGAGGAGGAGGUCGAUAUGUCGAUGCUGGAGUGGUCAGCUCUGGACAAGCACGAGAGGACGAGUGCGAGUAUUGCCAAGCUGCAAGACAUCGAUGACGACAUGCCUAAGCUGUGCAACACGCUUGUGCAGGUGAGUGGGACAGGGAGAAAAGGGAGGAGAGACAUGGAAUUGCGGGAGCUGGCAGGGUACGACCGCGUUCUGCUGUACCAGUUCCAUGAGGACCUGCACGGGGAGGUCGUGGCAGAGGCCAAAGCAGAGGCUCAGGCGUCUCUGUUGGGGCUGCACUACCCUGCGACUGAUUGCCCUCAGAUCUACCGAACGAUGUUUGUAGAUAUGCGGCUGAGAUUGAUCGCAGACGUCGCGGCACCAGACGUGCACAUCAUCCAGCACCCCUCCCUCGUCAAGAACAUCAGCCUCUCCAAGUCAACGCUCAAGGGGCCCUCAGAGCACCAGUCAACACGAGUCAAGACGAGUGAACACGAGUCAAUGCAACACGAGUCAAUGCACAAGUCAACCCAGGUCAACGCCCUUCUCUCCCCCCCACCAGGCGUGUCCAGCUGUCACAAGGAGUACUGCGCAAACAUCGGCAUCGGGGCGUCACUAGUCAUGGCGAUAGUGGUAACCACACGGGGCCCGCAGAGCACCAGUGUGCGCAAGCUGUGGGGGCUGGUGGUAUGCCACCACAUGUCGCCGCGCUUCCUGCCCUACCCACAGCGGUUCGCCUGUGACUUCCUGCUGCAGGCCUUCGCCCUGCAGCUAGCCAUGGAGCUGGAGCCAGCAGAGCAUGCAGCGGAGCGACUCACUUGUCUCACCAUCUCCACCCCUCCUCAUCCCCUCCCCCACCAUCUCCACCCCUCCUCAUCCCCUCCCCCACCAUCUCCAGCCAUGGAGCUUGAGGCGGCAGAGUGCUUCGCUUUCAACUCAACUCUCCCUAUCCACCUCACCUCCCCCCAUAUAUCCCCUCCAUCUCAACAGGCCUUCGCCCUGCAGCUAGCCAUGGAGUUAGAGGCGGCAGAGCAUGCAGCGGAGCGCCGCACGAUGCAGAUGCAGGCCAUUCUGUGCGGCAUGCUGUCCAGGGACGUACCUCUGGGGUUGGUGCGACAGAGCCCCAACAUCAAAGACCUGGUGCCAUCGGACGGGGCGGUGCCAUCGGACGGGGCGGUGCUGCUGCAUGCGGGCAGGGCAUGGUGGGUGGGGGCGUGCCCAGCAGAGGACGACAUGAAGGAGAUAGCGCGCUGGCUGCGCCUCAAAGACACCCACCUGCUGCAACACACCGUCUUUGUCACCAACUCUCUGGAACAAGCUGGGCUGCCCUUCGCGUCUCGCCUCGCCCCGGCUGUCUGCGGGCUCGCUGCUGCCAUGGUGUCGAGCCGAGGAGACUUCCUCAUGUGGUUCCGAUCUGCUGGGCUGCCCUUUGCUUCCCGCCUCGCCCCGGCUGUGUGCGGGCUGGCUGCUGCUAUGGUGUCGAGCCGAGGAGAUUUCCUCAUGUGGUUCCGCUCAGCUGGGCUGCCCUUUGCCUCCCGCCUCGCCCCAGCUGUGUGUGGGCUGGCUGCUGCUAUCGUGUCAAGCCGAGGAGAUUUCCUCAUGUGGUUUCGGUCAGCUGUGUGUGGGCUGGCUGCUGCUAUCGUGUCAAGCCGAGAAGAUUUCCUCAUGUGGUUUCGGUCAGUCUUUCCUCUCAUUCCUUCCUUCGCCUCCCGCCUCGCCCCCGCUGUGUGUGGGCUGGCUGCUGCUAUCGUGUCAAGCCGAGAAGACUUCCUCAUGUGGUUUCGGUCAGCGGGGCACAAGGACAGCCACACAGUGAGGGGGGGCGCCACCAUGCAUUCCGUUGAUGCCUUCUCCCUCUCCCCCUCUCCCCCUCUCCCCCUCUCGCCCUCUCCCCCUCUCCCCCUCUCCCCAUCUCCCCAUCUCCCCACCUCCCCACCUCCCCCGAACAUUACUUGGGCGGGGCACAAGGACUCGCAUACAGUGAGGGAGGGCGCCACCAUGCAUCCCCGCAACUCGUUUGCGGCGUAUCUCGAAGUGGUGAAGCUGCAGAGCCAGCCCUGGACUGAUGCUGAGGUGGACGCCAUGCAAGGGCUGCGCCUCAUAGUGAAGGACUCGCUUCCCCACCCUGAGCCUCAAGACCUGAAGCUGAAGAUCCAGGCCCAGCUGAAUGCAGAGCGGCUCACCAUCCAGUCACAGCUCAAAGAGGUCGCCAAGACUCUAGAAAACCAGCUCGAAUCCGCCCACACGCCCAUCAUCGGCAUCAGCAGCGACGGCACCGUCACCGAGUUCAACAGCAAGGCCGCCCACAUCACGCGGCGGGCCAAGAGCGAGGUUCUCGGGAGCAACUUCUUUGCGAGCGUGCUGGCUCCCGAGUCUCACGCGCACUUUGUGGCUGCUAUUGAGGUGCUGGCGGAAGGGGAGGACGUUCAGCCGUUUGAUGUGGCUCUGCUGGCGCGAUCUGCUGAUUCUGUUGAUGCUGCCGCCGCUGCUGCUGCUGGAGCUGGGGGUGGUGGAGCAGGAGGAGGACGAAGGGGGGGAGGGGUGGUGGGGGAGUUGGAUCGGCUGGUGCAUGUGUUGGUGAGCGCGUAUGGGCAGCACGACCGGCACGGCAACCUGAUGAGCGUGCGGCUGAUGGGGCAAGACAUCACCGCGCUUAAAGUGCUGGCUGGGGAGUACAAGAUGCCCGAAGCGGAGGCUCGGGCAGCUGUGGACCAAUCAGAUCUCUUGGUUUUCACGGUGGACGAGUGCGGGCGGGUGACCGAAUGGAAUGCUGCCAUGGAGCAGACCAGCGGGCUGCCCCGAGAAAAAGUUGUGGGGAGGCGACUUGUGGGGGAGGUGCUUAGCAGCAAUCCCAUGCUGCUCAUUCCGGACCAGGAUAACUUGGUAAUGUUUGAGAUCGCCCUCUGUCAGGCUCUCAAUGGGAGGGACACGAGGAACCACGAGCUGCAGCUCAAGACGUGGGAUGGCCGCCCCAUGGACACUCUCCUGCACAUCAUCAGCAGGCGCUCCCCCACGGGCGAGCCGGUGGGAGCGACGUGCUUCAUGCAAGACGUGGUAGAGAGGAGGGCAGCAGAGAAUGCAUCGGCUAUGAAGAUGGUGGCAGAGGCGGCCAGCCAGGCCAAGACCAUGCAGCUGGCAUGCUUGUGCCACGAGAUCCGCAACCCACUGAACGGCAUCCUCUCAUCCAUCAGCUUCAUGGAGGGCACAGAGAUGUCAUCCGACCAGCGGGACCUGCUGCACGCCACCUCGGCGUGCGGCAAGUACCUGCGGAGGGUGGUGGACAAUGUGUUGGAUCUGAGCAAGCUCGAGAAGGGGAAGCUGGAGGUGGAGAGCGAGCCGUUUGAGCUCAUACACGUGGUGGAUGCUGUGAUUGCACAGUUCGGAUCCCACCUCUCCCCUUGGCCAUGUAGCUCCCUCCCAUGCAAGCUGGAGGUGGAGAGCGAACCGUUUGAGCUCAUACACGUGGUGGAUGCUGUGAUUGCACAGGUGGAACAUGAGAAUGCGGGCAACGACAAGGGCCUGCAGGUGUUUUGCUCGGUGAAGCCGCAGUGUGCCGAUGUGAUUGUAAAGGGCGACAAGCAGCGCGUGCAGCAGAUCGUUGCAAACUUCCUAAGCUCGCCUCUCUCAUGCACGGCACUCUCUCCUGCCACUCCGCCCCCUUCCAACGCCCCUCCUUCCAUCUUUACAUGCCCUGCCCCUGAUCCCCUCUCUUCUCUCGCCCCUUUCCGCCCUCUUCCCAGCAGCUCCUCUGCCCCAGCAGGAUCAGGCCUGGGGCUUAUCGUAAGUCAGAAGCUCGCCUCACUCAUGCACGGCACUCUCUCCUGCGACUCUACCCUCUCGCAAGGCUCCUCCUUCCGCCUCUCCCUCUCGCUCCCCUUCGCCGGCCGUUCCAAUCACGCCGACCCUGCUGACGCUGGCGCUGACAUGGCGGCGGGCCAUGCCAGCCUGGCGCCAGGUGGCAUGAUGAGCUGUUACUUGAGCAACCGGGUGAAAGGGGUGGUGUAUUCGUCGGUGGGGGUGUGGAGUAGUGCUGAGGAGAUAGCAGCUGCACCAGUUGUACCUCCCUCUCUCUCCAGAAGCCUCCCUGCUUCUCUGUCUGCCCCAACUGGCAUGGCUGCUGGUGCUGCUGCUGCAGGGAGGGUGCAGACUGGACCAGGCUUAUCUGGAGCAGGCUUAUCUGGAGGAGCACAUGUGACAGCUGGAAUGGCAGGCAUGACCCUUACUGGAGCACCCUCUCGUGGUCUUGCCCCUGGGGCUGCUGCUGGUGCUGCUGGUGCCACUGCUGGUGCCACUGCUGGUGCUGCUGGUGCAAAUACCGCCAGUCCUUUCACCAGCACAACUACCUAUGGCGAUGACUCUCUCACAGCUGCUGCUGCUGCUGUCUCUGGGACCACCGGUUCUGCUUCAUUUGCUUCUGCUGGUGCUCCUGCUGGUGCUCCUGCUGCUGCUGCUGCUGCGGCAGCUGCUGCUAUUCCGAGUUAUAAUGGUAACGGGGCGGUCACGGCACAAGUGGGCGGAGGAGCAGGAGGACCUGGAGGAGGAAAUGACAGUCGGGUGUUUUCGAGGUUGGAAAGCCAUGGUUCGGAAGAGGGCUCGGCACAUGCGGCAGCGGAGGAUGCUGACGUGGACGCUGCUGCGCUGGCGGCAAUCGUUGAGCUGGAGGCUGCAUAUGGUGGUCGGGUAAUGGUGCAGGUGUUACGAGAGGUGGUGGAUUUCCGGGAAGUUGCGGUCUUGGUGGAAGUGGGUGUGAUGAAGGAAAUGGGUGACAAUGGAGGCGUGGAAAAUAAAGAUGGGACUGCGGGAAGCAACGAGAUGGCUAUUGUGAGUACGCAGCAAUGGGGCUCAGCGCUGAGACUUGGGCCAUUGGCUGAUGCGUUGCGCAGUGCAACGAAAGCGGCGGUUGUAGCGGCCAACCGGACGCUUGUAGCAGCACAAGCUCGAGGCGGAGGAGUUCACGGGCAUGUGGCUUCCGCCAUGGCUGCCAUGGCGACAUUGCUUCCCGCACUUAGCUCCGCCGCGGUUUCCGCCAGUUUCUCCACCGUCUCGUCGCGGAGCAAGAGCCUCGCAUGCGAGCCCCUCACUUUCUCCAUGCGCUCACUCCGCCUCGCCGUCCCCCAGGCCGCCGCCACCACCGCACCAGUGGUCGAGCUGGCAGCUGACGUGGCGGAGGCCACGUCAGCAGUGGAGGAGCUGCCGCUACAGUCAGCAGAGGACAUCAAGGCGGCGCGGAAGGAGGAGCAGCGGCGCAAGCGAUUGGUGCAGAAGAGGAAGCUGAGGAAGAAGGGCAGAUGGCCGCCCUCCAAGAUGAAGCAGCACCAGAAUGUGUAA
Closterium sp. Naga37s-1 is the source of this 6417-nucleotide messenger RNA. Lineage: Eukaryota; Viridiplantae; Streptophyta; Zygnematophyceae; Desmidiales; Closteriaceae. The record is from the annotation of a GenBank genome assembly.